AUGUCAAGUUAGAGUAAGAAAUCAAAUACACUAGGAGGUAGUUGCUAUACCCUUCAAAAUAAAAGUCCUGGAUCCAUUUUUUUCAGCUUGCUUUCUUGUGAUUUUAAUUUCUAAUGGUCAGAACAAUCCAUUUUUUGGUUUAUUUGAUUUAUUUGAGAAAAACUGCAUCUUAUAAACACAAAGUUCUGCAAACCUUGAACAAUUUAUUUCAAGAAUUGUUUGACAUUGUCAAUAGACGUGACAUAUGGUCUCUCUGUCAUCAUAUAUGAGUGUUAGUAAGUAGUUUUGCAUCAUUUUUGAGAAAAUUUGUUGUGAUCGGUUUACAUUACAUUAUAUAUAUAUAAUAUAUAUAGCUUUGUGAUCAUCUCAGUAAGCAAUGGUUCAAGUUUAAUUUAAUGUUAAUCUGCUUCCUGUCUUAGACUUUUCAGAAGCAGUCUUUCAGUAAUGAUACCUCCUCUCUGUCAGAGGCCUGUAAAUGCGCCAUCUCAGGGUAACCUGUUCACCUGAUGGUGAAUCACUGAUACUAACAAGUCAUGUCAUUCCCUUUUGUCACAUAUGUUUCUGAAAUGCUCUAAAGCAUCCAGCAUGACACCCUCUCACCUUUGGCCUCUUGCUAAGUUCAAGAAACAAGAGCUUCAAAUGCUGUUGCUGAAAAAAUGUGAGAAAAAAUGGAUCUAAAUAUUCUCAACAAAAAGUGUUAAGAUGAGACAAACUCAAUCUCAUGGCUGAAUCAAGCUUUAAAGGGGAUAAUUGCAGCCAAAACUUAAACCAAAGACCUUCAUUCACUGUUCAGUUUAUUGAUAAAGCAAAAACUUCUUUUUUUUUUUUUUUUAAAUCCUUGUUAUUUUUUAAUCUUCUAAGGUAUUAUAUCAUGUAAUUUUUCAUCGUGGUCAGUGAAACUCUCAGGCUUUUCUCGUCACAACAGUGAACAAGCUCUGAGGGAUUUUGCAGCAUUUUUAUUUCUUGAAGAUGAGACUUAUUUUGAAAGUAAGGUGGCAGGAAGUCCUGUUGUUGAUCUAAUCGUGUGUGUGCUCAGCAGCCUGUUGGAUCUGGUCACUCGUCCACGGCGUCUCCGCUCAUUCAGAGCAGCAGCUGCCGUCACUUCACUUCACACCAGGAGGUAAGAUCAACCAUCAGAGGUGAUUUCAAACCUUCAUUACCGCUUUUUUAACUGGAUGAGUUUGUGUUUCGGUGUCUUAACCCGGUCAGUGUUUGAUAAAGUUUGCUGGUGUUGUGCCAGCGCGUGUGUGAAAAUGCGUAACAGGAGAUAAUUCGAGUUCGUGCGUAAAGUUUGGUGCGUAAUUAGUGCUGCAGAUUUGGUGAGCAGCGCUGGGGACGCGCUGUCAUGCGGGUGUCUUUUGGCAUGUGAAGGCAUCCGUCCUCUGCAGUGGUCGCUCAGCAUCCUGCUGCUGCUGCUGCUGUAGGCUGGACUGCAGUGCCACAGCAGCCGUGUGAGUGGAGCGCGCGCAGGUGACUGUGGGGUUAAAAUCAGAUGAUCCACGGAGCCGAACCCUGGCCCGGAGGCAGCUCCGCGGGGUUUCCCGGAGCAGUAGCAGCAGGAGGAGGAGGUUGAAACGGGUCCGACCUGAAACGAGCUGCGUGUGUGUGACUCCGCUGGCCUGUCAUAGCUCGCUUCUUCCUUUUUUUCACCCCUCGAUAGAUCGCAGUUAAACAAAAACCACUUCCUCCAAAUCAUUUGGAUCAAAACGAAGCUUGUGGCCGCAACAAACACACAAAACAGACACGCAAAAACAGACAGCCACCGAUCAAAUCCAAACUAUCCGUCCUCAAUGUGAGGGUAAUUUCUAUCAGCUGAUACCGUGAAUUCCUCCACUCCACCCGCAUUUAUCCUCUGUCCCUCACACUCAUGUUCAGUCUUGAUUAUCUCCCUCUAAAUUUCAAGUUUAUUUUUCUAACCUGAAAUCCUGUAACAUCAAAAAUAAAAUCAUAUUUCACCAUAAAAACAACCUUUGCUCUUUAGGUGGUGAGAUUUAUUCCACCCACUUAAUCUGAACCUUCAAUUACAUUUCUCGUUUUUAACUGCAGUAUUUCAAGCUUCUGGUUGGCGUUUUCACCCACAACAUCAUUUUUCUCAGGUGAAGUUACAGAUAUUUGUGUGGGAAAGACUUUACUGUAGGUGGAACUUCUUUAUUGGAGGAAAAGUCCAGUUUUGAUGCUGCGAAAUGCAACUUUCCCACCUGCUGUUUAAAGACAAUGAACUUAAACUCUUCUCCAGCCUGUAAAUCAGUUGGAUGGUGGAUGUUUUGCUGGACAGAUUCAACAUGUUUAAGUCCCUUUUAAGUCUUAUUAUGUCCAAUAAAUCCAAGUUUUGUCACAAGAAAGUCAAAAAAAACUUGGAUUAAAAUGAAAGAAAAAUAAACGCUUCUUCGGUUCAGAUACCACUCUAAAGAAAUAUUUGCCCUUCUGACUCUACGCCUCUCACCUUUGCUGCAUGACAGAUUAACCUUUUCUGAAUGUUGAUUCAGGAAACUACACUUGAUCUAUGAGCUCGCUGCUUAUUCAGAGGUGGCAACACUUUCCUUGAAUCGACAAAACUAGUGAAAGAGAGCCGUGCAAACGGGCAAAAUCAAAUCCUGUGAGGAACUUAAGGUUUGUUUUAACUUUGGCGCCCCCUGUGGACAAAGAAGUCUGUGCUUAGCUUGUCCUUUUGACCCCAAACAAUCUUUUCAUUGUGACUUUUGACAGUCAAAUAUGUCAUUGAUUGUAGAAACUCAGCUGCUCCUGACACCUACCCCUCUACACCCAUUUCAAGCUUUAAAAACAAUCAUUCAAAAAUCAUCAGUCCUUUUGCUGAUGGUCUUAUUUGCUUUUAUAUGUUGUAAAAAGGCAUCAACAAGAAUUUCAGCCUGUUUUAAAAGCAUCAAAAAUUCCUCAUAGGAGCUUUACCUGACUAUUAUUGGAGAUUUGGAGCUACAUUAUGUUGCUCCUUUGGAUUAAUUAGCUUUAUUGUCAUUACAGUUCUCAUAAUCCACAAAAAAGAGCAGUAUUUCUGUAAUAGUUCUUUUUAAAAAAGUUAAAAAUCUGAGACACAAUGAUUGAAUCCAUUCAUUUUUUAUCCUUUUUGAGUUUUUGCUCUCGUAGAUGAUCAGCCACCCACUUCCCUGUUUGUGCCGUUUGUGAUUUAUUCAGACCGCAGCCCAAGAAUAUUCUCAAUUAUUCAUUAUUUCACAUCCAUGUGAAAAUUAUUAUCACUGUAACACUAUAGGAGGAAGUGGUUCACCUCCUCUUCGCUCUGUGUCCCAUAAAACUGCAGAUUCAUUCAGAGUCAGCUGAGACUGACGGUGGAGAAGUUUCAGACUUUAAACGUCACGAAUCAGAAUAAAAUGUGAGUUCUACUGAGAGUUUCUCCAUCUACAGAAACAGACGGAGCAGCUCUUCACUUUUCUUCUGCUGUUUGUGGUCGGCUUUAGAUAAUACAACACUGAAGAGCCAGUCAGAGGUCCUGAUGAGAAUUCGUUGAUGCACCUUUGAGCAAAACGUGUUGCCAUAGUUACAGAAACUGUUUUUAGCAGCUGGAUGUUUGGCAGGCUUUUAGAGGUAGGGAGGUUUUGUCUUGUUCAGGUUAGAAAUCCUUAACUCUGUUGUGUUUACCUCCUAGUAACUUACAGCCCAGUACAAACAGACCAGUGGCGGCUGCUGGUCUUUCAAGGAGGGGAAGCUCAUUUUUCUGGCCUACAUCAUAAUUGUAUUUGUUUAUUAGUAUGUAACAGAACAGAGUCGCCAAACACAACGGCAGUCGUUUUUAACAAAGACAAAAGUCGCUGAGGAUCGGUAAAGUCUCUGGAGCAGUUAAGAACAACGGAAUGAAUGACUUGGAAAAUGCUCUGGUAGAUGUUUUAUUCUUCAAGAUCGCUGAUUCGCUUGUUUAGCUGUCAAUCAAAAAAGGAUUUCGCCUCAGACAGCUCAUCCAAUCAUGGAGGCAGAAGCUUGCAGUCCGGGAGAAAGUCGGGACCGCCCUCUCGCCAUAGAACUCCAGUGAAGCUGGGCUUCCAUUGGGCGGGACAAAGCCCAGCAUUUAUCCAAUGAGCGUCUAGUUUCGCUGCUGGAACAACCCACUUUGAGCUUCCACAUUGAAGUCAGCAGAAGCCCAGCGUCCGACUGUUUGAAGCGCUGAGGCGCUGCGAGGAUGAAUGAGAACGAAGUUAUGCCGGUUACCUGUGAUUAUCAGCUUCUUAUCACAGUGUCUGAACAAAAGAUGAAGGCUUUCUAGUGCGUAUUUAGUUAAUGAAAUGUACACACAGCCGUACGUAUUUCACCACUUUUUCUUUUUUUGGGGGGGGUGACAUUUUAAGGGAAGCCGAGCUUCCCUUGCAGUCUUAGAGCAAUCGCCACUGAAACAGACUCAGGUCUGAACAGCUCAUUUGUUUAUUUGGUGAAUUUCAUGAUGCAUUCAAUAGGAUAAUUUAAAUGUUGGAUUUGUGCUUAAAUUUGCAUAAUAAGAGAAGGUCAUGUUUUUAAAGGGUUAUAGUCUUAGGGAUGACCACUGGAUCUGACAUGGAGAACAGUGAGAUAAACACUUGUAGUUAAAACAAAAUAAAUAGGCUGAUGUUUACACUUUGUUCGGGCCUAUCAAAGAAGGGUUGGUAUUGGGAGCGAGCUUUGUUACCUUCACUGCUUAACUCAUGGUGCGUUCGAGUUACCUCGGAAGUCAGAUGUCGGAGCUGAAAAUGACGUCACACCCGAGUUCCCAGCGUUUCAGUUACCAGGUCAGAAAAAAGCAAAAUCGGAGGUCUGAAACAAGAUGGCUACAUCUACCAAAGUUAUUUUAGAGCUUGCCUUAUAUUCGGACAAGGCAAGCGCUAAAAUAACUCUCAACUCAAAUAAAGCAGUCGGCCAGUAACAGAAAUCCCUCAAUAUCACUUAUGCUGCGUCCCAGUUGUACUCGGUAGUCAGGAUUUCCAAGCCCUGAGUCGAAAAUUCAUCUGGAACGCCCCCUGAAGUCGGAUUUCCAACUCUGAAAAUGUUCUGUUUUGUUUUUGUGAAACUAAAUAAGUGGUAAAUGUUGUACUGCCCAACGUCUUACUAUGAACACAAUGUUAUGGUGUUUGUAGAGUAAAAUAAUGCGUUAUGUGCUGUUUACAACUGGUAUAGCUAGCGACAACUAAUAACAUCUGACAACGGCUAACAACAGUUGACAACAACUGACAACUGCCGACAACGGCUAACAACAGCUGGUAACCGCUAACAACAACUGACAACGGCUAACGACAGCUGGUAACCGCUAACAACAACUGACAACGGCUAACAACAGCUGGUAACCGCUAACAACAACUGACAACGGCUAACGACAGCUGACAAUUGUAAACAACAGCUAACAACGGCUUACUGUAGGCAUCCAUCCGUCAACCCGGGUGUAACGUCAUUCCAACGUCAACGUCAUGUGACAGAAACGUAAAGAGUUUGUGGGCAGAAAGCAGCCGGUCUCACAGAGCGAGUGGAUUUUAUAGGAAGCCAGAACGUGUUUGCCAUGAUUGUUGAUAAUUAGUCAACUCCUAGUUUUCAGAUCCUGUCCCUGCAUGUACUAAAUUACUUGUCUAAAUGAUAAUAGUUACCCUGGCAACUGCAGUCAACCAGGUCUACAAGCGUGCAUUAAUAGGACACAAACUCCCUCAGUCAGAAAAGGACCAACAGGAGCUUGGCGUGUCAGGACGAGGAGCAGGUCCAAACCUGAUCCGGCUCGACUUAAAACUCUGAAAUCUUAAAUGAUUUAAAGGAGGGGGGCCUGAAAACUGGAGGCUCUACCUCCCAGACAACAUUUAGAGUCUUUAAGUAUAAAAGCAGACCUGCUUACAUGGAGUUUAGUAUUUUAGAGGGGGGGGUUUCAGACUCUUAAUCGUUAACCAUGAUAUUCCUACAGUAGCCUCAGUCAUCAAAUAUAUCCUGUAAACUCUCACUGAAAUCUGUUACGUAACACCCACGUCUGUCUAAAGCAGGACUUGUGGGGUAACACCAGGACUGCUUUUGGAUAGGAAGUCUGGACAGGAAGUCUGAGGAAAGACAGAUGAGGAAAGUGAGCCGCUUUUGUCCUGCUGAGAUUCCUUUCUUUCUCUCUUUCACUCAUCCUUACAGUGUAAGAGGUCGGGUGUGUUCACAUGUGUGUGUGUGUGUGUUUCAGAAGGACCUGCUCUUCCAGUGUGAGUAACUUUGCGUCAUGCAUUACACAGGGCAAAGUUGACUCACUCCAUUCCUCCAUAGCAACUGGCUAAUGGGCUUGGCUCUGGCAUUGUUGUGCACAGGUAGAGAGUGUUUAUGUGCGUUUGUGUGAGUGUUUGAUUAUAUAUUCAUGUAAUGGUUCUUCCUGCAAACACAGUCGAGCAUGGGCGUGCUUAAUUGACUUUCUGGGUGUGUGUGUGCACAACACACACACACACACACACACACACUGAUAGGGAGAGCAGAGUUCAAGGGGCAGUGGGAGCGGUGGGAGAGAACAAACCUUUAGUAUCAACAGGAAAGAACCACAGAGAGGGGCUAAAACUCUGGACUGAAUAAACUUAGAGUCUCUUAAAAAUGUCAGUUUUAAGUUUGUUAGUGUGCUGUGAAAAAAGUGAACAAUUGAAAAGAAACUGAUAUGAAAACAGACAACUUUGAAUUCCUUCAGGCGACCUAAUAAAAUGCGAGCACUUUAAAAGGCUGCAACUGGUUAGUUUGGAUGUAACUCCAUUCAGGGUUUCUACGCAAAUAUGAAAGUAAUCUGAUCAAUUUCAAGGUCUUAAAAAGUGUGGAAAAUAUUUAGGUUUUCAGACUAUUUCCACAGUUAAAAAAAAACUGUUUAUUAAAAUAGAGAAGUAGGUAUUUCAAAAAAAAAAAAAAUCUAAACAGUAGGGUAGGGAAGAGUAUGGAAAUUCCAACUGUGUAGGAACCCUGUCCAUUUCAAAUAUAACUAAAGAAAAGAGAACUGAUGUUUCACAAACAUUCAGGGUACCUAAACAUGUUCGUGUCAAAUUUCUAGGAGGAAAAUAAAUCAAACAUGUUGAACGAAAAUUACAAACAUCAUGACUGCAUAGUGUUGCUUAAAAAAGACCCAAAUCUUGUGAAUAAUAGACCUUAAAACAGACAAUAAUAGGUACUUUGACACGGACUAAAUCAUAUGUAGAGACAUUAAAAACAGACUUUGCAGAAUUCUUGGAGGAAGUAGAAUAAAAAAGCUGCAGGACAUACAAAUUGCUGCAAAGUGUUUCUUGAAACAGACCUGACUGAGAGUGAAAACAGUUGGCAAACUGACUUAAAACAUCCAGGAUAGAUUUUUAAAACGGUAACUUGAAAUUGGUGCAAAACGUUACUAUAACCAGAACUGACCAUGGUGUGAAAAAGCAAGACAUCUGACAAUAAAACAGCCACAGAGGGUACCCCGAGACAGACUUUGAAAUGAUGGCAGAUGGAGGGUUCCCCAAAACAGACCCAAUAUUAGGAAUUAAAAAAGGUGAUAAUCUGCUGAGGGGUUCCUUUAAAUAAAUGCAAAGUGUUAUCUGAAAUGAACCAAAUGUGCAAAAAGUAAGAAAAUCGAAAAAGACUGUGAGCCCUUUAAAAAAUAUUCUAAUUUAAUAUCUAAUAACACAUUGUUUGGAUGGUUUCUAUUGUGGUCAACAAAUUCUGAACAUUCGACAAACUGCUGGAAACUCAGAUCAUAAUAAAGAACAAUAGCUCGAGGUACGAGGGGAUAAAGUGGACAGAAAUGGGAAACUACAGCUGCAGAGAUCUUUACACUUCCUUCAUUAAAAUACAAUCAAAACAAUGAAUGUUGAGUUAGAUUUCAGUGCACACACACAGAGCAGUGAAAGGCUCGGUUCUCACAGUGUUUCACAAACACAAAGUUCAUGUAGAUCAGGAUGUGAAGUGAUUAUUGUGUAACUAAAAAAGGUCAGAUUUGAUCUGGCUGCAGCUGCGUGUCGUGUUGAAUUAAGUCACGGUAAUGCAGUGAAGUCCUCCCCGCUGGUUAAAAGCAUCUUUCGCCUCGUUUCCUCACACUUAUCUCCAUCAUGUCACCAUCUGAAGAGCCGCAGCCACACGAGGCACUUCUCUUUUUCUCGGAUCGAACAAUAAAUUCCCACAAAAGCGUUCACGGCUCCAUUAACCAGCAGGAUUAUGUGUCUGUUUGCUCAGUCAGUGAUCAGGAGGAAGCUUGGAUAGUUUGUUGGAUGUAGAGCUCCACCAAAAGUAAAUGCUUCAACAAUCAGUGACCUGUCUCCUGCUCUCCACACACUCACAUGUCUGUCUCUGUGGUUUACAGUAAAGCUGCAGGUGUUAAACAGCAAAUCCAGAGACUCCUGGAGACAGGUAAACAUGACUGACCUAGAGUGACUGAGCGUGCACGAAGAAGGAAAGAGAGCAAUGUCAGUGUGGCGCUAAAGGGAUAUCAACACCUCAGGUUGUUUGGUGGACAGAAGUCAAGAGGAAAUACUGAAGGGAGAAAACUUGAUGUGUUCAACCCUAAAUGGAAACAACAGAGACGACAUGAGUGGACUGAGUCCUGAAAAAAACAGAGCUGAUAAUCACAGUCUGAGACUUUUUUAAUGUUGUUAACCAACACCACGCCGAAGUUCAAAACAGAUCUGUUUCUGUUUUUGUGUUUUCUUUUAAUAGGUCAGUAAGAGUUUAAACAUACGAUCAGGGUUUUACUUUGGGGUAUUUCUGAUUCAUUUUAGUGUGUGUUAAUUCUGACUGCAGACAGGCCAGAUUAGCAGCAGGCCUCUUCUCCUACAGAGCCAUGCUGUUGUGAUUUUGUGUAGUAUAUGAAAUAUGAAGGUCUUAAGGUCAGUGUCUGGAUGGCAGCAGAUGUUGCUCCAAAACCUGUAGAUAUUAAAGAUGAAAACAGAUUUUUUGGUCAGGCCUGGAGUUUGUAGCUACCAACCUCGGCUUUGUUGUACCGUUAACACUGUACUUUGGAUAUUUAUCUCCUCGGCUGUACUCAGUUCACAUGUGUAUUCUCCAUCCUGGUCUGCAGUUAAGGCUUUAAGAUUCAGGCUGCCAGUCUUAGGUACAUCUUUUUUUUUUUUUUUGUGUAUGAUUUAUGUACUUAUGUACUGUAUUUAUGUACUACUUAUUUACUCUAUUUAUGUUCUAUUUUUUGUUAAUAUAAUGUAAAUAUGUUGGGGACUGACUGUUUAUUAAGUAGAGGACAAGGAGUAGGGUUAAAAAAGCAUAAUGCUUUAUCUUACUCCUUUUGGACAUGUUGUGUUUGCAUUAUUAUUAUUAUUAUUUUUUAUUUUUAUUUUUUGCUUUAAUUAUUGUUAUUACUGUUUUGAAUAUUCUCAUUGGUUUUGUUUUUUUUUAGUUUACAUUUUCUUGUGUUACAUGCACAUAUUCUAAAAAAAUGAAACAACCAAAAAAAACUGUAGAUAUUGUUCAGCAUUAAUGCAGUCUUCACAGAUGAGGAAGAUACCCAUGACAUGGACUCUGAUGAUCCCCAUACCAUCAGGGAUGCUGGAUUUUAACCAGGAGCAUCAGAGAAGUUUCUGGCAUUUCUUAAUCAUGUUCAUAUCUGGGUUCUUCUUGGACUGAGCAACAAACCAUAAUAUAGAGAGUUGUUUUUGGAAGUGAGUCUGAGCCUAUGCUGUGAUUUCCACUACUGAGUCCUGUCUGUUUUGAGUGCAGUGGUGCCUGUUGGUCUGAGGUCCACAGCCUGUUGAACUGUUGAACGAUCAUCUCUCGCAGUCUCUCACAGAGUGGUGAACCUCUGAGAGACUCAACCUCUCAGUCAUGUUACUUAGGGUGACCAUAAACCCUUCUUUACCCGGAUAUGUCCUCUUUUUGGGGGAAAUCAACCUCUUUAGUUAUAAGAUGUUCCUGUAGCUGUUUUUUUUUUUUUUACCUUAGAUAACUUUUUAAUUGUAAUGGUAUCAAAUUUUAAGAUGAUACGGAUAAAAAAUUUAAUUAUGCUUAGUGACCUUUUGAAGGCAGGUAUGAAGAAUUUGUGACUAAGUUUAUCUCCUGGCGAUGAUGAUAGUUGGUUUGGCUUUUUCACUCCGGUUGAACCUAAUUUUGUCUGGACAUUUUCAGGAAGUUUGUGUCACUUAUUUGUUUAUUAUUGGAGAAACAUGAAGUGUUGCAUUCAUUUGGAGUAACCUGAGAGUUUCUUCCUGCAGUUUCUAAGUGACUCUGGAUGUUGUGGGAGUGUCAGCUGAAUGCCUGACAUGUCUGCGUAAAUUCGGCACACACAGUCUGUUGUGUCACAGGUUUGGCUGGUAGAAACAUUUCAGUAAAGACGAGCUAUCUGCAGGUCAGGAGAUCUCAAUCACCUGAUUGAAAAAAAACGGGUUUACUUCCUGAUAUAAGACAACAAGAUGAGUUUUAACCUCAGCAAAGGCAGAGCGGGAUAGAAACCCUGCAAAAUUCACACACAGUGUUGCACACAUUUACUGAAAAAGAAAGAGGAAGCGUGUUGCAAACUAUCCGGCUGUCGCAUGACAGAGAUGAUGUCAGCCUGCAUUUAUCAUCGGCUGUCUGAUUGUUGCUAAAAAUGAACAAACGCCGAUCAUGAAGCUUCAUGAGAGGAACACAAACCUCUGAGUCCACACAGGUGCAAACGUUAAUACUUUUCAAUACUAUGUGAUUUAAAAUGAAACUCUUUAUAGCGCAUCCCUGUUCCUUCAUUAUAAAGCCAUAAAUGAACCCAUCCAACCAAUUUGAUGAUCCCUUAAUCUGAUUAAUGAUGAACUGAUUAAUACAGCCCAUGGUGCUUUUUAAGACUUUAAUCAGUAUUUCAUAUUUUGUUUUAAUGAUUAAAAAUCACCUCCAUCUCUCAAGAGAGGAGGAUUUUUUUACUCUGUGUUCAGCAGAAAUCUUAAAUUUUUCAACUUUUCCAUUUUAAUAACAUUGUGUGUGCUGCAGAUCGUAAAGGUGCAUUAUUAGUUCCAUGUGCACAAAGUGGUUAUCAUGUUGAUUUCUCUGAUUCAUGGAUAUUUUAGUCCAAUAGAGUCAGAUUUUUUGUUUCUCAGUUUCUUCUACAACGCAGUAAUGUGCAAAAUCAUAGUAUGUUUAAUGAUAGAGGGAAUUAUUUUAGCAGUUCACAGAGCUGGCCUCUAGGUGGGGGUGUAACACAGUGUGUUUAGUUCAAUCUCAAUACUUUCUUAGGAGUAUAAAAAUAUUAAAAAGUUAACAGCCAUGUGUUUUCAGGGGGUUUGAAAGUCUUGUGGUGUUUUUUUCUGAGACACAGCACGGCUCGUGUAAAGAGAUAAAAACCUGUUUGUUCUGCAGAUACACCGUCUCUUCAGGUCAUGGUUUAGAUGCUGGAUAAAGUGCUGGAAUGUGUUCCAGCGACCAGGUGAAAGUUUCACCACAUUAAUAUUUAAAAACACGACUCACCAAUGUCUCCGUUCUGCUUUGAUUUCUUAUCUUAACUGCAGAGAUAAAGGAGCUCAACAUUUCCACACUUUCACUCAGUAAAGCAGAGAAACAGCUGCCGUGUGCAGACCCUGAGAAACCAGAACUAACAUUAAGACUCCAAUUAAGAAUAAUGAUGCAGAAAACGACGUCUUAAUGAACCACCUCACCAGACGAGCUAAUGCACUUUAUUGAUUCAGGGUUGGAAACGACUUGAACAGCUCGCUCUGCGGGAUCUACUGAGAGCAGAUGUUCCCUCUAUUGAAUCAGGUGUUGCCUGUUGUUUAGUAAUGUUGAUGCAUUUAUUAAUUUAAACAGGCAGGACUUAGUUUUCAGAUCAGGCUUUGAGAGUCUGCUUUAAAAAGGAAAGUCUAGACUGUUUCUGACCUUGAACUUUAAAUAUGAGUCAUUUUUUCUGGGUUAACGUUCAUCUGUCUUUAGUCUGACUGCUUGAAGUGGAGGAGAGGGAGAGGACAUGCUGCAGGGAAACAGCUGGGAGGACUGUAGCUGACUUCAGACUCUAAACAUGAGUGCAUGAUAUAAGAGGCCUUCCAGGUUUUCUCUGUUUUAAUCAAAAUGUUGCUGUGAGCGAGUGAACAUUUUGAACCAACUCUUCAUUUAUAGUUUGUCCGAUAAACCCACUGGAUCUUGUUUCAUCAUAGCAGAUGAAAAAGGUUUCCAGUGAAACCAGCUGUAGCGACUUCUAGCCGUGAUCAAUCCUGCUGGAGUCGCACUAGUUUCUUGUGGGUCUCAGUUUUACUGUAAACAGUGACAAACAGAGGAGGUGAGUAGAGAAAGGAGAGCAGGGAGAGGAGGCAGCUGUGUGUAGCUGUGAGUGUCUGAACAGCCAAGGGACAAAAGUGUAGAUCAGAGAGGCUUCAAUGAUCAAGAGAGCUCUUGAGCGCCAACGAGGACUAACAAGCUGACUAUUGACAGGGCUAAAAGUGAGAGAUAUUAUUCUGAAUUAUGGUAAAAUACAAGCCUAAGUCUAGAUGUUAAAUGAUGCUAAGUGCAGGGAUGAGAUGGAGAGAGCAGAUUAAAUACUGUUUUUCAUUGUAUUUAUUUAUUCAUAAUAACAAGGCUCUGAAUGAGGUUAUGAAGGACAUGUGUAUUUGUAGUCUUCUCUGUCUCUCUGACGUCCACCAGACUCCACAGAGAAAUUAUUCUGUCUAAGAAAAACCUGCUCCAGACUUCAGUCUGAUCUUUGCUUCCCAUUCACCCUGCAGCGAGUGUUGGGAAAGCUUGUGUGUGUGUGUGUGUGUGUGUGUGUGUGUGUGUGUGUGUGUGUUUAGUACUCACGUGUGGGUGGGAGUCCGAAUGCUUUGGUCCCUCUCUGGAAUGUCAACAAUGAGUCAAGUCAGUCCGUUUGUCUCGGGGCAGGCUGCUUAAACACACGUACACAUGCACACACACAAACAUAAACACAUACACACACACACACAGUCUCACUCUUCUAUAUGAAAGUCCUGCAGGUCCGGCCUGUUUCUGAACCAACCUUUGCUCACAGAGACGUCUCACCUGAGCAGGUGUGUGUGUGUGGUGAACUUGGACUGAAACACUCUGGUGUUUGUUGUCGUUCCCGAACGUCCUCAGAGAAACAUGAAGCUUUUAUCACCUCAGAGAAGUUUGAGUUGAUCUCUGUCUGAGUGAGCGGAUGAACUAAAACAAAGGAGCUUAGAGACGUCAGAAUGAAACAAAUGUAGUCUGAGAUUCAGAGUGUUGGAUGUGAUCACCUGGACUCCUCCUGAUCUUAAAACGUAUGACUAACAUUAUCAAUAAUGAUAUGAAUGAUGAAGUCUACUCAGAAAACCGAUCAUUCACAUUCUAUAAACUAGCUUUUAUAUAUGUAUAUAUGUAUAUAUGUUUAUGUUCCUAUACAUAUGCAAGUAUUUGUACACACAUUUAUAAGAUAAAUACAUAUACCUUAUUAUUUACACAUAUAUAUAUUUAAAUAAGUAAAUGAAUGUAUGUUUUAAAUAAUAUAUAUAAAGAGAGAUAUUCAUAUAUAAAUAUAAGAUAACUACUCUUUUUGAUUACGAUAUAAGUGGAUUUAAUUGAUCAGAUAUUAUAUGAUAGAUGAGAUAAGAUUAUAUGUCUAUAUGAUUAUUAAUAACAUUAAUGUAGUUGAUCACAAAAAGGUGAUGUAAAAUGUUCAUAAAAGAUUUAACUAUCAUCAAAACAGAUGAUUGAUCUAUAUGUUGGUGUAUAAAACUGGAAGAGACUGGAUCAUCGAUUAUUGAUCAAUAACAGAGGUGGAGGGGGAUUCACUAACUGUGACUCCACCUCCUUUCUAGAUUUGAAACAAAAAUUAUAUUGAUGAUGGAAUAGUUUGUUUACUUGUGUAUUUUGCAUUUUGUGUCUGUUUUUAAAGCUCCUGUGAGGAACUUUCAGUUUGUGUCCAUUAUGGCGCCCCCUGUGGACAAACCGUCUGUUUCUUAUCUUGUCCUCCACAUGGUUUUGAGAUAAUUUUGCUCUUUCCUCUUGAUUUUACAAACUGAGCUGAGAUUCUGGUCAACUGAAUCAUCUUUAUUUCACAUAUUUGACCUCCGUCUGUUACAUCUAUUUAAGAAGCUGGGAGGUCUUUGUCGGAGCAGCACAGUGCCUCUUUAACUCAGACAGGUGCCUCAAAAAGGAAGUCCCUCCCCCUCCUCUCAUUGGCUGUCUUUGAGCUCCUGGAUCUUCCUCCAGCCAAUCACGUCCCCUCUUUUCUCCCUGCGUCCGGACAGCCUGACUCUUCCCUCCUCUGUCUGAGUCUCUGCUGCACUCAGCACCCGACCUCCCAGGCAGUCGGUCUGUGCGGUGUGUGUGUGUCUGUGGACGUGUGUGAGAGUGUGUGUGUGUGUGUGUUGUAGAAAGUGUGUGUGAGUAGACUGGCUCAAGAAGAAGAAGAGUGUUUAGUUUUUGUUUUAAUAAGUUUGUUUCCGGACGGAGGAAGAGUUUGGAGGAGUGAGGAUGAUGAGGAUGAUGAUGGGCUUCCCUCAGCCUCACCGGGCUCAGGUCAGUGUGUGUCUGUGUGUGUGUGUCUGUGUGUGUGUCAGAGGAGGAUAUUCAUGCUCCUCCUGCUAUUGUAUUAUACAGUGUUGUCCAGCCAGAUGGAGGUUUCCAGUUUCCAGCCUGACUCAAAGUGUGUGUUUGUGUGUUUGUGUGUUCUGUUAAUGUAGUGAGUCUGUCAAACAGGAUUUUACGACUAAAAAAAGACCAAAAAAUGAAAACAAAUACUUUCACACAGCUCUGAAAAGGAUCCUGGCUCACUUUCAUUUGAAGAGGUUUUAAUCUGGGUUAUCUGGGGUUGAUUACAACAAGUUAAGAGAAUAAAAAUAGACAACAAAGCAGUCAGAGUUCAGCAGAGGAGUAAGCUUCACUGCAGGACUUGAUUAUUCAAUCAUUAAAAAUAGGACUGUACUGAUAUCUGAUAUCAGAUGUUGGUCUGAUGUCAGCCAAAAAAACAAGUAUUGGAUUAUAUCAGCCUGCAUCUAAAUUUUCCGAUAUCAGCUCUCCGAUACAAGUAAUCCAUUCCAGACUCCACUCCAGCACCUCUAGCUAGCAGCGCCCGGAUUCAGCAUGCUGAGUCUACAUGAUCGCGAUAGUGUGUACUAAGGUACGAACGAAGUAGCAAAGAGUAGGAGUGAUGUCGGCCGUGUGGCAGUAUUUUUCGUUAAAUGCCGAAAAAGACAUCGCAGCUGAGUGCAAAACUUGUUGUACACAAGUUUGUGCUAAUAUCGGAUCAAUAUUGGUAUCGGCCAAUACUGAAGGCAACAAUAUCUGUAUCGUAUCAGAAGUGAAAAAGUUGCAUCGGGACUCCCCUAAUUAGAAAUGCGAUCCAAAAGCUCAAACUUCUGCACGCCGUAUUUCUGUAUUUCUUCACAAGGUUGCAUCACUCAGGACUCUGCGUCCUUCGAGCAGCGCUCUGCAGAGAUGGUACACACAGAGACAGGGUUUCUCCCCGGUUUUGGUCUUCCUCGUCCUCUUCCUCUUGUGGUGUUUGCAGGUCUGAGUCGUCCUGUGUGAAAUGUGACACCUGUGGUUAUCAUUAUCAGAGCAGGAUGUGUUUUAAAAAAAGAGGAAAUAUGGUCAAAGGUUGUGGUGUCGUGAUUUCUGAAAAACUGUGUUACUGUCCGCCAUAAAAAAAGUCCAUAUCCGACUUUAGAUCCAUAAACGGUUCAUUAAUGAAAUAUUCGAGGGUUGCUUCUCUCACUCAUGCGGCUUUUAAAGAGUGGAAAGUGAAGCUGUGAUUGGUUAAUGAUGCUCAGCUUUAAACUGCAGAUGGCGGCGGCUGCUGCUGCUGUUAUUUUCGGCUUUGUUCAGUGCGUCACCUUUCAAUUAUGAUCUGAUUAAUUUCCCCACAAAUAAAGCUUCACUGUUGACCCGUCGGAGCACAAAACAAACACAGGUUAUGCGUAAAGAUCUCUGAGUCAUCCUGCAGUACCGUCAUGGUAUUUCCUAAACAAUGAAACAACAGAUGGUGAUGAAGCUGCAGUAGAUCUCCUUUUCUCUCUGUGCGUUCUCCAGAACCAGUUUCACCUCUGAGUUUGGGUCACAUCUGGUCCAAUUGGAGGAGCAGAAACUCACAAAUGUUGAAUAUCUGAGAAAAUAUCAGUUUCUGGUUGUGGAGAGGAGAGAAAAUGGGAGGUUACUGCUGUUAGAAAAAAAGAGGAAGAAAAAGCUUUUUGCUGUAAAACGGCCUGAUUGCAUCUGUCUAUGUGUGUGUGUUUGUGUGUGUGUGUGUGUAUUUGUGUGUGAGCGCGAGGACUUGACGGUCUGCCACCUGGCUGGCGAGUGAUGCUGUUAGGAGGAAUGACCAUGAUCCACGCUGUUACCAAUUAAUGUGAGUGCUCACCGGAGCUGAGCAUCAGGAGGCCAAAAGAUGUCUGCUUUAAUCAUCAUAAAUUCUAUUUAUGGUCAGGUCUGAGAAGAAUAUUCAAGAGGAGAAGAAGAAGAAGAAGAAGAAGAAGAAGGUCUCCAAGGAAACAGGGAUAAAAACAAUCCUGUUAUCACACCUCCACUCUCGUUUUUUGGAGCAACUUCGCUCUGAUGCAAAACAAAACAAGCGCCUCGAGUCAAAACCACAGACACACUUCAAGUCGAACCCUGAGGUGGUUCGUCUGAAGUCGGCCUGAACAAACAUCUGCUCUCUCCUCUCUGUCUCCAUCCACUUCAGCAUCAGCAGAAGAGCCGGUGUCACAGCACAUCCACUUGUCUGAGAGGCGUCAUGGAGCCGGGUUACAACAAUGCAAAGAGUCUGAGGCUGAACUGUUGAUUUAACCAACUAGUUUUUCUGGUGCCGUUAAAUGAAGAUGACGUGUUCAAGUGUUAAGUCAACCACACAUUCAGUGUUGUAACCCGAGGAAGACAAUCAUUCUGACAUAAAACACCAACUUUACACAAACAGCACCAACAUUUUGACUAAAAUCUUGUUUUUAACUGAUGAAAUGCAUCUUAAAAUUCAUAAAAAGGUUUUUUUUCUGCUUUCAAAUCUGGUUCAAACAGUAAAAACACUCUAAUUUGUUUCUGGAAGGGUUGUUGAAGCUGAAGACAUGAGAGUGAUGUUGUUGUAAAGUGAACUCUACAGCUCUUUAUUCUAAUCUGUAUAAUCUCUUUUUUCAGCUUGAACCUGCUGCUGUUUCACAUCUUUCUCUCCCUCCUUUACCUUCAUUCCUGCAGCUUUUCUGUUAUUUUUAAUUCCCUGCAGCACCGGUUCAUCCGGCAGCGUCUGCAGACACACCUCAGACGCACUUUAACACACAUUCCUCCGUUAUUCAGCGGCAGCACGAAGACUAACAGAGCCGGGUUUAGUUUGUAUACUACAGAGCGUACUCUGCACAGUGUUCGUGUUUGGAUUCUGCAGGAAAAUGUGGCGUCACGGUGGUGGAGUAAAGGUUGAUUUGCAUUAGUUUGCAUUGAGAAACAGUGAGUGAGAUGUUAGCAGCCUGCUGAAGAUAACGGAUAAAGUAAUUCAGGCUUUUUUUGAUCCUUGAAAACUCCUGGAGUCAUACAGAUCUGAGAGUUUACUCCUAACUUUUCAAGCACCUGUAGCAGCAUGUUUCUGAUUGGCUUACGGGUUUAACGGCAUUGUAAAUGAAGGAUUAACUUCUUCAUCCUGUGGGUUCAGGUGAACUCCCACAAUAACUGUUGUUGUUGUCGUCGUUGUUCGGUCUCCCUUUGUUGCAGCCGCACACUCAGUUUGUCGUCACUGUCAUGUUUGCGGGUCAUAAAUCCCUGCGGCGGAUCUUUUUUGUUCACAAAUACGAUCACAGUCUGACCUGCUUUAACUCCCCCCCUCACACAUGUUUUCAGAUGAAGGAGUGUGAUUUCAAAGGCCUCUGCUCCCGUCUUUCUCCGCUCUGUAAUCCUGUUUGGAUUAGUGUCUGAUCUGAUGUGAUCUGAGGCUGCAGAGAGAGAGAGAGAUGGGGGGUGAUCAGAUUAAACAAUGGAAGACAAAGCAGGGAAAGGUGGAGGUAGAUGGAGAACUAGAGAGGAGAAAAUGGAGAAGUGUGGACAUGAAGAAUGAUAGAAAGUCACAAAAAUAGGCUGAUUACUGUUUAGUAAAGUACAGCGUUUCACCUGAAAAGUGAAAGUAUUUGUUAUUUUGGGACUUUUUAGCCUUUUUUGAUCGAACAGCUACAGAGAGACAGGAGAUGUGGGAAGCAGAGAGUUGGUGCAGCAAAGAGCCAUGGUUGGUAGGGGCAUCAUUGGCGUAGCAGUGUAAUGAAGCGCCUCAUACACCGAGGCUGUAGUCCUCAUCACAGAGGUCGCUAGUUCAACUCCAGGCCACAAUCCCUUUCUGCUUAUCUCCACCUCGCUCUCUGCUCUCUGCAUGAUUACCCAACAUCCAUCCAUUCAUCUUCAGCCACUGAUCUGGCUGGAAUACCUGUCUCUCCAGGUGAGCCCAGGGCUCCAGACCAAGUGCUAACCAUGCUGCGGCAGUCCGACCCAAACUCCAGCACCCUGCAGCUGGUGGCUAAUGAUAUGAGCGGCAUCAUGGAGAAGCUGGACACACGAGAACUGGACUUGGGAGACGGAGAGUACGACACGACAGACCAGACCACUACAGGUGAUUGUACCGUCUGACCUCGACAGGCGUCGGGAAACUUGGAGGAAUUCAGAGAGACUCAGUUUACCUGUAGUGUGCAGAUUUCAAACCCGGCAUUUCCUCGUUUCAUUUUUAAUAACUUUUUAUUACUAAGGAGGUCUGCAGCCUGUUAAACCUGCUGUUACAUUUGAUGACCUCUGACAGGAUAACAAUUAAUACCAAAACGGCCCAAAUAUGCCAAAUUAUCUAUUUUACCAAAUAAAGAAAAUCCGUUUUUUACCUUUUAAAUGAACCUUUUUGUUCUCAUUUGUUUGUACACUUCCAUCUGAUACCUGCUUUGUGUCCCUGCAGCGGAUCGUGUCCCUUUCACAGAGAUCUACAACACAGUGGCCUUCAAGGAGGCGGGGUCUAAAGUGUAUCUGUCCUCACCGAUAACGGCCAAGAUCCUGGAGGUGGAGCGCUUCACCUCGGCUCAGGACCGCUUUAACGUCAGCGCGCAGAGGAGCGUCAGCAAGGUGAGCUCAAACCUCCACUGCUGAGUCUUCAGUCAGAUCAUUUAAAGAGCCAAAGAGUAAACUUUUAAAAUCCUUUAUCUGACUGAAGUGUCUGUGUUCCUCUCUCAGUCGAUGCCGGCGGUGUUUAAGAUCGAGUUGAAGCACGGGGAGUUCACCUGGCUGGUGAAGAGGAAAGAGAAACACUUCAUAGAUCUGCACAGAGAGCUGAGGACCUACAAGGCGUUCAUGAGGCUGCCGCUGCCCACUCGCAGGUAAACACUUUAUAAACCAUUUUAAACCGAACUUAAAAAGUAGAGACAGUAGGGAUGAGUUUAUUGCCCAUGGUCGUCUGUUUCUGAUGAGUCCCAGUUUCACUGUAAACAGUAAGUUACACAAAGGCUUCACUCUGACUUACUUCAACAGUAUGGCCCAGAAAAGAAACUGCAUCGCAGUGCGCCUGCUUUUGCUCUCCAUACAUGCUUUUUUUCAAAGACACACCAAAAUCUACUAAUAAGAGAUUGGUUAAUAGUUCUUGAACUACUAAUUCAUCACAAAUGGAAACCAGAAAACUUCUCAUAUUAAACUCUAGACCUUAGGUAAUAGAUUCUGCACGUUUCUGUGUAAAGUCUGUAAAUAGAGAUUUACAGACCAGAAAGUCCCAGUGUCUGUCUCAGUCUUCAGGAUCUGACUUAAAAUCCUCUCACUGACUCUUGUCACGUCUCUCUGCAGUCACACUGUGAGGAGGCAGACGGCAGCGAGUGGGGUGAGGCAGAUGCCAAACCUCCCCCGAGGAGGGGGAGACGAGCUGGCCAGAGAUGACCAGGUUUCCAGUCGAAAGGUAAGAAAAUCACCGCCUCUCUCUUUACUCUUUGAACGUACAGGAAAGGUCUGAUGAUGUUCUUGAUUGUUCCAGAAACAACUGGAGGAUUACUUGAAUAAGCUGCUGAGGAUGCCGAUGUACAGAAACUACCAUGCAACAGUGAGUUUGGCGUCUUCGUUCAAAUUGGACCUGAAUGCCCUAAAAACAUAAAAAAUAUCUGUUUUCUUAAUAAAAACAUGUUUUCCUCUCUCAGAUGGAGUUCAUUGAUGUUAGCCAGCUGUCUUUUAUUCACGAUCUGGGACCAAAAGGCUUGUAAGACAAAACAUUAUUUUAGACCAUCUCUCAAAAAUUUGGCAUUAUGGGGCGGUUCAUAAUUAUCUGAACAUCUUUUCUCGUCUUUCAGAGAAGGAAUGGUGCUGAAGAGAUCUGGCGGUCAUCGGAUUCCCGGGAUGAACUGCUGCGGUCACAGUAAAAUCUGUUACCGCUGGUCCAAACGGUCAGUGAACGCCUACAGACACACAAACUGAUAUAAAGGGUGUUGAAAUAAAGAUUUGCUUAUUUUCAGAGACUACUGCUCCAAUUUCUGAGUGACAUAUUAAUUUUCUUGUCUGGGUGGUGUUGGGGCUCAGCUGGCUGGUGGUGAAGGACUCGUUCCUGCUCUACAUGAAGCCGGACUCUGGUGCUAUUUCCUUCGUGAUGCUGGUCGACAAAGAAUUUGACAUAAAAAUGGACUCCAAGGAGACAGAGACUAAACACGGCGUCAGAAUUGACAGCUUGUCCAGGUGUGUGACCUAGAAAAGUGUCUUCCUCUUGAACAAAAACACUGUCACUCUCUGUAGGGAUCCUCUCUGAUAUGUUGUCAGAAACUGAAGAUAACAAGCUGAGCUGAAAACACAUGACACAUAAAGAUUGUAUGCAGUACAGUGAGGGGCAAUGCAAUGUCAUACAGUAAUACCACACAAAAAAGAUAAGAUAACAAGAAGAUACUGUGCAGUACAGUAUGAUAGUAUGGGGUAAUAAUAACUGUACAAUAGGACAGAGAAUGCUGCAGUAUGAUACUGUACAUGACAAUACAACACUGUAUGGGAAGAUAAGAUUUGAUGUACUCUAAUACAAUAUGAUAUGAUACACUACAGUCUGAAAUAAUAGAAUUGAAUAUAAAGUGAUUAAACACGAUGUGGAAGGAUGGGAUACAAUAGUAGGCCAUACCAUACUAUAUCGUACUAAACUUUACUAUACUAUACUAUAACAUACUACACAGUACCAUACUAUUCCAAAUCAUACCAUACUGUACCGUACUAUACUACACCAUACUAUACCAUACCGUACCAUAUCAUACCAUACCAUACCAUACCAAACUAUACCGUACUAUACCAUACACAACAAAACCAUACUAUACUAUACUAUACUAUACUAUACUAUACUAUACUAUACUAUACUAUACUUUACCAUGCUUUACUAUACCAAACUAUACCAUACUAUACUAUACCAUACCAUACUACACCAUACGAUAAAUUAUCAUACUAUACCAUACCAUAUUACACCAUACUAUACUAUACUGUACUAUACUACACCAUAUUAUACCAUACUGUACUAUACCAUACUAUACCAAACCAUAAUAAACCAUACCAUACUAUACCAUACUGUACUAUACCAGACUAUACCAAACCAUAAUAAACCAUACCAUACUAUACCAUACUGUACUAUACCAUACUAUACCAAACCAUAAUAAACCAUACCAUACUAUACCAUACCGUACUAUACCAGACUAUACCAAACCAUAAUAAACCAUACCAUAUUAUACCAUACCCUUCUGUACCCUACCAUACUAUACUAUACUAUAGUAUAGUAUACUAUACUAUGCUAUACUAUACCAUACCAGACUAGACUAUACUAUAGUAUACUAUACUUUACAAUACUUUACCAUACCAUACUAUUCUACACCAUUCCAUACUAUACCAUACUAUACUUUACCAUACUAUACCAUUCCAUACUUUUCCAUACUUUUCCAUACUAUACCGCACUAUACCAUACUAUAUGUUUAUCAUACUGUUUUAAAUGUUCUUAACAGUUGUUUGAAUAAGCGUGUGUGUGUUUGUCUGUGUGUGUGUUCAGGUCCCUGGUGCUCAAGUGCAGCAGCUACAGACACGCCCGCUGGUGGGGUCAGGCCAUCGAAGGCUUCAUCCGCAAACACGGCUCGGCUUUCCUCACCGACCACCGCUUCGGAUCCUUCGCCAGAGAGGAAGUGAACAUCCCUGCUAAAUGGUAACCUUGACAACCAACCAUCAUCAUCCGCUGAAGCUGUACUUACCUUUGACUUCGGGCUCUUUUGAGCCACUAAAGUGAGCCUCUCAUGAAGCCUGGUAUCAAUGGACAUUAAUGAGUUCACCUUUGGGGCCUUCGGCGUUACAUCCAUGUAAAUAAGCGCCACAUAGCACCACCAGGUAUCUGUGGAAAUGUCUAGACAAGGCUUAGUCCACUUGGCAGAGGGUGUGUGAGUGUGUGUAUGUACCAUGUGUGUAUGUAUGGUGUGUGUAUGUGUGUGUCUCGCUGGAGUAACCCGACACAAAGAGAGGGAAAGUGAGCCUCUGAUGCUCAUCACUCUGUCCCAGCUGGGCAACACUAUACUGUCUGUGAGGUGGACUCUGUGUGAGUGUGUGUGUAUAAGUAUGUGUGUGUGUCUGCAACUAAGAGGUUUCCCAUAAAAAACCCCUCCAGAUUCAAAAGUGCGGGGUCUUUUUGGUUAUUCUCGUUGUCUGAAGGUGUGUGUGUUUCUACACUUAGAGGUAUUUGUGUGUUUUCUGCAGGUAUGUGAACGGGAAGACGUAUAUGGAAGAUGUGGCCAACGCUCUGGAGGAAGCAAGGGAGGAGAUAUUUAUCACAGACUGGUGGUAAGAGAUCAUAUCUGUGUUUGUGUGUGUGCAGAAAAAUAAAGGAGAUGUUUAAAGGCAGGGAGGAUUUACAUUUAUUCGUGUGUGAGAGAGUGCAGCGAGUGCACUUGGCGGUCACCUCUCAGGGAGGUGUCCUGGUCAAACAGAUCAGUUUCAGUCUGAGGCUCGGACUACUGUUAUAUUAACACCACACGCACAAACACACAAUUCAGAGCUGUAAGCUGAACAUGAGUGUGUAUAGUCAAAGAAACACAAUUUUCCUUAUUUUUGUCGACACAUUCUGGUUUUAAAGUGUCUAAAUAACAAAAUCAGAACUCAGUUUUGGUGUUAGGAAAGUGUUUCAAUGAGAAAUAAAAAAAGGAAGUGUGGGUAAAUGAAACCAGGAACUACAGGAAGUAUUAAAUGAGGAUGUCUCAUGCUGUGAUCUUCUACAGGUUGAGUCCAGAGAUCUUCUUGAAGAGACCGGUCGUUGAGGGAAACCGCUGGCGUCUGGACUGCAUCCUGAGACGCAAAGCGGUGAGAAAGCAACCAUUUCUUUGAUAGUCUGUGUAAAAGGAGAUCUGCUCUCAAAGAUUUUUAUUUUAUGUAAUAAGAGUAAUAGAAAUGUUUUUAAGAUUACCGUUCAGUGAUACAUAUAUAAUGUUGUUGUUAAGGUUUUAAACCUAUUCAAGAUCUGUAACCCUCAGUUUAGAGCCCUGAAAGAAACUCCAAGGAGGGUCUAUGAGUCUCUGAAAGGCUACGAAGUUAAGGAUGACAGGAGUGACUGAUUAACAUUUCAGGAUGUAAACCUCUGCAGUUCACAGGAUUUGUUGUUGGGAGGAGUAGAUUUUCAGGCGAGACUCACUGAUAAAUGUCUGUCUGACAUUGUAAGCCAUGAAAAGACGUUCUUUGCUUCCUGAACCCCCCUACGAUACAAAGGGUGGAUUGAUACAGUAAAGUUAAUCAUUGGCUAGUCUUGAACUGCUUUGAAUCUUAUCUUACUGACAGGAACUUUUAUGCGAAUAUGGUUGAAUUCUUAUCUAGACGAUACAAAAUGAAUUGUGGUGUCCCCCAGGGGUCAAUUUUAGGUCCCAUGCUUUUUGACUUUUGUAUGUUACCGCUUGGAAAUGUCAUCAAGAGGCCGGCCAUCAAAUUUCACAGCUAUGCAGAUGACACACAGCUUUAUAUUGGCAUGUCUCCCGAUGACUAAUUGAUACCCUAUUUACCUGUAUUUUACUUACUCUCAUGUAAACACACUGUCUCCUCCAGAUUUGCGACUGAAUAUCCUUUACUGUGGCUUUAAAUGUGGAGCAGGGCUUUACAGAUGCUCUACUCUGGAUGGCUCUAAUUUGAAAACGUCAUUUUAAAUACCGUCCUGGACUGAUUUUAGGCGUGUUUGUUCUAUUAUUUUUAUAGCAACAAGGAGUGCGUAUCUUUGUGAUGCUGUAUAAGGAGGUGGAGUUAGCUCUGGGCAUCAACUCUGGAUACAGCAAGAGAACUCUGCUGCACCUCCACCCCAACAUCAAGGUCUGUCUGCGGUUCAUAACUACAUUAUUAUCAUCAUAAAUAUACAUGUUACCGGUCUGAAUGUCGGAUUUUCUCCCAAAGGUGAUGCGUCAUCCGGAUCACGUCUCCUCCGCCGUUUACCUGUGGGCUCAUCACGAAAAGAUCAUCGUCAUCGACCAAUCAGUGGCCUUUGUCGGGGGGAUUGACUUGGCGUACGGUCGCUGGGACGACAGAGAACACAGACUGACGGAUGUUGGGAGUGUCACACGGUCACACCUGGAGCAGGUCAGACACACACACACACACACACACACACACACACACACACAGUCCUCUGCAUCUUUGUCUCUCUGUUUUCUUUUUCAGUUUUGACAUUUGCUCCGUAUUUUGAUGACUUUUAUGUGUGUUGAUUUUAAUUACAGUCAAAUAAGGUCGUAAAUGUUCCUUUAUUUGACUCAGGGUUAGGGUUACAUGAAAAUGACUCCUGUUAAAUUAUGUCUGUAAAUGAACAAUAUACAUUUUUGGGAGGAUAUAGUCGUUAUGUAUUUUUAAAAUGUAUUUCCUAAUUUAAUUUCUAAUUUAAUUUAUUGUAUUAUUAUUUAUUUAAUUAAUUUUACCUGGAUUCCUUUUUCAAUUAUUUUUAAUAAAUUUUGAAAUUUUAUUUAUUGUGUCUAAUUGUUUUAUAAUCAACUUAUUCUGUUUCAUUUUAAUUUUUAAAAAUAUUUUAUUUCCUCUCAUUUUACAGGCUGAAGCUGCCUCCUCCAACACGGCCUCCCCCGCCAACGGCAGCACUGCGCAGACCAACGGGAGGGGAGUGUUUACGGUGAUGGACUCAGUGGAUCAGCCGAAGCUGAAGGGUCAGGGGCGAGCAAAGAGGACCAGGUUCAGCAUCAGGAGACACCUGCAGAAACACGGGCUCGCCAGCCCAGACAGCGACACCGACAGUGACGUGGAGGAAGAAGCCAGUGAGUCUGACACUCAAGCGAACCAUGUUUUUAAUUUCACACAAAAGCAGAAUAUGACAGCUGGUACAAACUCACUGUGGUAUGAACCUUAAAAUAUAUCAUGGGCACUGUGAGGUCUGUUUAGUCGAGUCCAAAGUAUUACCAGCAGAGACACGGCCUCAGUCCGGGCUGCGGUCUCAGUGUUUGUGACCGCUCUGUUUAGGUUGGUCCGACAGCGUCACCAGCCAACACAACCUCAUCCACAGCAGGCUGGCCGAGCUGAGGACGGCCUCCCCGAUCGGCCAGUGUCAGGCUGGUGAGUUGGAGGCACCGACCCGCCUCCCGUCUCCCAGUGUGCUUUGCUGUGGCUCUGAAUUGAACUGAACAGCGUUUGGUUUGUGUGUGAGAUAACCUUUAAUUAUAAGAAAAGAGGAGGGUAGAAAAACCUCGAAACAGAGAUUUACUAAAAGAAGCUUUUAAAAUGUGAUUAAAGGGAAGAAAGUGAGUCUGAACAGAUCCAGCCAUGGAGUCAUGCACGUCAAACUUGGAGCAGGGCUGGGUUUAUAUGAUGAGAAACUGCAGCCUGUAAUCACAUGCCCUUCACUCUUGGCGCUCGUCUCUGUUUGCAGUGAAACAGAUGCAGAAGUUUUAGUAACUGAAGAAGAGCUGAUGUUUGCUCGUGUGGUGCGUCUUUGUUUGUUCAGCUCGUAUGAUGGAUCAGAGGAGUCCUGGAUGAACGUGCAAACAGCGGCUUUUAUAAACAAAAAUGAAUCUGAGUAUCUGGUAGGAGUCAUGACGCUCCCCCUCUGACUGUUUUCUCAGUUAUUUCUUAGUUACUGUUGCACCUCAUUUCAGGGUAAAACAGUGAAACUCAAUGAAGGUUUGAUCAAUCUUGAGUGCGGUGCUGUCUUCUCUGCAGCUGCUGUUUCAUCUCUGCAAAAGUGCCUUCGAAGUAUUUUCUAAACAGCGGUGCAUCUCUGUCGGGAUAAUCUCAUCAUCCUGCGGUGUGCUGUAAACAGAUUAGACCACGCUUAACAUGCUUCACGGCUUUGAACUCUGGUAUCUGUGAAUGUAGCUUAGGUUAUUUUUACUUUUAUUCAGGUCUAAAUGACAAAAAGGGACAAAUAAUUCACCCACCAGAGUGUUUUUUUUGGCUGACAGGCUCAGACUGUUAUUUCUAUGAGGUGGCGUGUCAGCGUCAACAGCUUUGACAUUGUUCUAUUCAGAGCCACCGGACUCCUUUGAUCCAGAUCAGGGGUUGAUCAAGAAACACAGGAACUGCUUGUUUACUGUUACAUGAAUCAGUUUUUAAAGGAAAGGCUGAAAUUUCCUCUUAAACUUCCUGGACCUGAAUAAGUCCAAACUCAGAACUGAGGGUGACCAUAUUCUGACUUCCCAAAAAGAGGAAAUGACUACGCGAGGGUGGAGUCACUUUACGUGUCACUUCAAGUGUCACGUUACGUGCCUCUAACUCAGUAAGUCCACGUGACAGAAACAUUUGAAGGAUUUUAUAAACUUCUCCGGACAAAUCUGGACAGCCCCCAAAAAAGAGGACAUGUCCGGGUAAAAGAGGACGUAUGGUCACCCUAUCAGAGCUGGUCUUUUACAGAUUUUUCGUCACUCAAGUUUAAAUUUCUUCUUCGUGUGUUUUAGGAAGUGGAUCAGUUCGCAGUCUACAGACAGGAGUCGGGGAGUUGUUUGGAAACACGCGGUUCUGGCACGGGAAAGACUACUGCAACUUCGUUCACAAAGACUGGAUCCAGCUGGACAAACCGUUCGAUGGUGAGCGCCCUCUUUGGCUUUACCCAUGAGUCUUUGCUGUCUGGAGGAAAUCACACCACCUCUUACCUUCUGCGGUUCUUGGUUUUGUUCUUUAAGAUUUCAUCGACAGACACACGACUCCCAGAAUGCCUUGGCACGACAUCGCCUCAGUGGUUCAUGGGAAAGCGGCUCGUGACGUGGCUCGGCAUUUCAUCCAGCGGUGGAACUUCACAAAGGUCAGAGGUCAUGCUGUUGCUGUUUCAGCACACUGAGAGAAGAUCAGAGUGUUUUUUUUUGUGUGCUUCGGCCUCCUGACCAGAGUUCGGGUCAGUGAAAGUUUUGGAACAAAGACUUUCAUAAAUGUUAAUUCUCCUGCUGAUUUUCAUCUGUAUAAGUCUGUUAGCGUCACACAGUUAGCCAACACUAUGCAUGCAGUGUAAUGAGUGUUGUUUACAGUUGGUGUUCAUGCAAGAGGAUGCACAAGAUGCACAAUAUUCUUCUAUGGUUUGAUGUGAUGCACUAAUUACUCAGUAUAACCACCUGCUGGUCUGGCAUGCUUCUGCAAGUUUCACUUCUUCUGUGUUUUUUUGCAUGGACGGAAAAAUAUCAAACUACCUCUAGUUUGGUUAGAAAUACUUGAGUACAUGUGGGCAAAGCCUGAAUGUGAGAUGAGAGCACUGCUUCAUUUUAUUUUAGCAACAGUAAGAAAAAGUGUUCGAUCAGAGUCACUUAGAAAGAUCCAGACCUGUUCGUGCUCCUCGUGGAAAACAACGUGUUCCACUCUCAUAUCUGAAACCUUGACCUCUCUGAUUGAUGGUGAUGGUGAGUGGAUCAGGUCUGUCUAGACUAAGAAACAUCUCGAACACUUGUUGAUACCGGGGUUAAAUCUAACUGUUCUGACUCUAUGCAGUGCAGCAGUGCAUGCUGGGAGCUCCUUUUGACGUUUUCCUGUUCCCUCUCCAGCUGAUGAAGCCAAAGUACCGCUCCAUGUCGUACCCGUGUCUGCUGCCCAAGACCCACUCCACAGCCGGAGAGCAGAGAUACCAAGUCCCCAACUGCACCCCUGCCAAAGUACAGGUGGGUACCUCGCCGGUCUCCUGAGUCCAGCUCUCUGUGGAUCAGCUAAAUUUCCAACGUCAUGUCUUUGACUUCUGAAAGAGCGAUUUUGACGUCUGCUCACACUCAUUUCUCCAACAGUCUUUACCUCAAAUAAUUCUGAAUCCUGCAGUUUUACUGGAGUUCGGUUUUGUCUCCAGAGUAGAAAUCAGUCUCAGCAGUUAAACACAAACGUCACUCUAAAUCAAAUUCUCCUCUUGGCAAACAGCGAGUUAAAUGUUUUAUACACAUCAUGAUUUUCUUUCUCUGACCUGCUCCUCUCUCCUCUCAGAUCCUUCGUUCAGCCUCUGACUGGUCCGCCGGCAUCAAGUACCACGAAGAGUCCAUCCACAACGCUUACGUCCACACCAUCGAGAACAGCCAACACUUCAUCUACAUAGAGGUCAUUUAUCUGUUUUACCUUCCUGCUCAUCUCACUUCCAUUAAGUCUGUUCUGAUCUGCAAAGUUCGUGUUGUUCUCCUUCUUCUUCUGUGCUGAAGUUACCACAAUUUUAGAUAAGAGUGAAUUUUCGACAAAUGAAAAUCAUCCAUUUAUCUCUCUCUGUUUGAUUUAAUUUCAGAACCAGUUUUUCAUCAGCUGCGCCGACAACCGACAUGUUUUCAACAAGAUCGGAGACGCUAUUGCAGAGCGCAUCAUUAAGGCAUACAGGUAAACUGUCACACAACAUCUAAUUAUAAAUGAAUGUAAAUGUCCAUUCUUUAUGAGUUUAAAAUCAAACUAAUUAAAUGAAUGACUCACAGACUGAUUUUAGGUCAUAAUUCCUGUUUGAUUUGACCUCUAACUUGAAUAUUUUCCUCUUUAUGGUUCUUUUUCUCGCUCCGUGUGUGUGUGAUGUUUCCUCGUCUGGGAUUUUAGUGCUUAUCAGAGGGAAACACAUGAACACACUCCAGCUUUAACAAACAAACCUGACCUGGUUUCUUCUGUUGAGCUUCAGUCUGCAAACAGUCUACGGCAGGCAGCUUCAAUACAUGCAGAAUCUUUCAUGUGGUAACAAUGCAGCUGUGGGCUGAUAUUUGAUGAAAGGCUGUCACAUGUUGACAAAGUCUUUCUUUAAUCCUGUUUCAAUAAAACCCAAAUAUUAGCGGUUAGAAUUCGGUGCAGGAGUUUGUAAAACCUUCUGACAAAAGUGUCGUGAACUCGAUAAUAAACUCUUAAUCGCACGUUUCCAGUCAAACCUCUGAAAUUGUCGUGUCUCUCUGUGUGCGCUUUGAAAUAUUUCAGGGAGGGUAAAAAGUACAGAGUGUACGUGGUGACGCCUCUGCUGCCGGGCUUCGAAGGAGACAUCAACACCGGAGGGGGCAGCGCCAUCCAGGCCGUCAUGCACUUCAACUACAGGUGUGUGUUUGUGUGUCUGUGUGUGCGAUGGGUGUGUGAUGAUAAAGCUUUCAUGAACCGUCCUGCUGUUUGAGGUUGUUUGCUGAGGGUGAAAUCCAGGAAGGAGCCAGUGAUCGAUUACCACCACUCCUCUACCUGAUUAACAGCGCUGUAAACUCUGUGUGUGUGUGUCUGUGUGUGUGUGUGUGUGUGUGUGUGUGUGUGUGUGCGCGCGUCAUGCCUUUUGACGCUGACAUUCAUUAUCCAGCCUGCAUUCUUAAGUAGGCCUGAACGAUAUAUCGUUUGACUAUCGUCAUCGCGAUGUACGUGUGUGCGAUAGUCACAUCGCAGAGCCUGCGAUAUUGGAGGUGAAUGAACUCAUUUAAUUUCAAGGGUAACCGACUGAGAUACACUCCAUGUGACUCUGCAUGUGCUGUGCAGCGAUCCACCAAUCGCCUUCGUCCUUAACUCAGUUGCCAAUCAGACUCAGUUCUCAGUUGCCAAUCAGACUACCCUGCCAGCUGUCAAUCAAAAUCAGGGAGGAGAAAACCCACCCCUGCACAUGUUCUGCACAUGGAGGGAGACGUGUGUCCGCUGAGAAUUACUUUCGGAACUUUACUCAUGACUAUUAAGCCCAACAAAUAAGAACUGUAUGGGUUUUAAAUUGUACGUUUCUGCGGACCACUCUACUAUAAGCAGUGCGCGUUUUGCGAGGUGCAUGCAAUUCUCGGAGGACAUGCGUUUCUCGGCACAACACCGCUAACAACAACAACAACGAUCGCAAAAUGAACAACGAACAAGCGAAAACCACCGAAAAUGAAGAUUUGUUGCCAAAAAGAAAAUGAAAGUCAGUUAUCUGGAAUUAUUUCGGUUAAAAGAAGGAUGAUGUCGACCAAAACACGUCUUCUGUGUUCAUCUGUUGCCACAAUAACGUCCCAGCACAAUAAAAGCUAAAAAUAUCUCUGAGACAGACAGAAGCCGUUCUGCUAACAUUCACAAAAAGAGGUAAGAUCAGAGCAGGUUAACUGUCCUCAAGAUUUCAGCAGUGCAGUAUAACAUUAAGUGCUAUUCAGGUCAUCUGGUGAAAAUACUGUAUUUUUAAUAUCGCAAUAUAUAUCGCAGGGUUGAAAAAAUCGCAAUAUUAUUUUUUUCCAAUAUCGUGCAGCCUUAUUCUUAAGCAAACAGCUCUCCCUCUGACACACAGAGCCUCGUGUUGUGUUGUGUGUCUGUGCUGCUGCUCUCACACCUGUGUGUGUUUGUGUGUCUGUGUUCACCUGCAGGACCAUGAACAGAGGAGACCACUCCAUCAUCUCACAGAUCAAGAGAGAGAGUAAGUCAGAAACGGAGACAGAUUUGAGUUUACACACAAAGAGAUGGUUUUAAGACGUCAUGUGACCUGCUGAAAAAAGUCCCAAAGAAUGGCAGGAGCUUAAGUUUGACCACACACUGAAUUUAUCGUGUUUCUUUCUUUUUUAUUAAUUUUAGGACUUUGUGUGUUUUUGUUUGCUUCAAUGUUGGGAUGGGUCGUGCUGAAACCAGCGGGGCUCUGUCUGCAAAUCUGUCGUGUUCAUUUCAGUGUUUUUUUCUGGGUUUCUGUGAUUGAUUAAUGCUGUCUGCACCUGGUCUGUGUUAAACUGGUUUUACAUGGACGUUUAUCUCACAUUAAUCCUGGUCUAUGAGGACGUGGAGACAACUUGAUGUGUUUCAGGUCACAUGACAGACAUCGCUUUAUAACCCUGAGUCUCUAUAUCUCAAGGAUGACUUUUUCUCUGAGACUUUUAGGAGCAACAUUUACUGAGAAGAGAGAGAAAUGGAGAAUUUUUGCAACAGAGAAUAAAAAAACACUACUUCUUUGGCUCUCUUUAGACCCCUUUUGCAUCAUUUCUGAGUCAGGCUUCUAGAUUUCCAGUUUCCUGUGCAGAAAUGACUCACUCCUCUACAUCUUUUCAUUUCGACUUAAAGCUAUCAGCACAUUUGCUCAGAAAAGCUGAUUUAAUGCAGAAGAAAAGUCCAACAUUAACAUUUAGAGGAGCUUCAGAAGGUGGAGCAGGUCCCCCUCUAAUAACAAGAUCACAUUUCGGCUUUUUGCUCCUCCAGAAAUAUUGAACUCAGUCUGUCAUUAAAGCUCAGCAGAGCCUGACCGAACCCCAGAUUUGCCCCCAAACUCACAAAAACCACUUACAUGUUACGGGACACGCAUGUUAAAGCCAAAAACUAGAAGUAAAAGAGUACGCAUCUGGACUGAGGUUUGGUGUAUUUUCAGACUUCUCAUGCCUGUAAUCUCACUGCUGGUUUACCCAUGUUUUACUCCAUUAAGAGCAUUUAAUUUGACGUUAAGAAAAUGAUGGUUUUUGAACUUAUUUUAGACACCAAACAGGUCCAAACUUAUUUUAAAUGUACUAAAAGAUGACGAUAAUGAACUGUAAAGUAUCUCUGCUGUCACUGAUCUCCUCAUACUUUGGGAUAUUUAUCAAAAAAGACAUUAACACCCUCUAACAGUUGUCUGUUUUUAAUCCAGUGGGAGAGCAGUGGAUGAACUACAUCUCCAUCGCGGGUCUGAGGACUCACGCUGAUCUGGAGGGGAAGCUGGUCACCGAGCUCAUCUACGUCCACAGCAAGAUGCUCAUCGCGGAUGACAACACCGUCAUCAUAGGUACAGCUUUGACGUUGACGCAGCAGCUUAAGUUUCUCCAUUACAGGAUUAAAAGAUGACAGAUGUAAUGAAGUAUUCCCCAGACGUUACACCGAGCAUGUAUAAUAGAGGAGACAGAAACCAGAGCUGCAGAGAGGGACCCCUGGUCAACAAGAGUCCCUUCAGAGAUAAAAGAAAAAUCCACUUUUAUGAGCAUGAGUGGGUUUGUUGGUCUCUACAUGUCAGCUCUGUGAAAGACUGAGAACCGGUCCAAUGACAGCUGUGAGAAUCUUAAGCCCACCUGCAGCUCUGAAUGGGAUAACUUGACUUGAACAAAAUUACGCUUCUCACGGUCAGGAGCAAAGAAGUGCAAAGACGAGUCAAAACUGAUAAAAAUAACAACAGCAAGUGAAAAACGGAGAGAAAGAACGACAAAAAAACAGGCUAAAACAGGACUGUAAGGUGGGUACAGAUGAACAGUUAUGGGACACAGAUGUUGUUUAUGUGUGCACUGAAUUUUGCACAUGGAGAAGACUGAAUGGUCCUGAUCUUCAAGCCCUCAAGCAGCACUGCAUUAAAAACAGACAAGACUCUAUAGUGGAAGUCACCGCAUGGGCUCAAAAUCACCGUUAAAAUCAUCAUCUGUGAACACAUACAGGUUCAAACUGGACCAUGCAAAGAGGAGGAGAGAGAAAAAGCAUGUGUGAACAUGAUGCAGAGGCACCGUUGACUUCCUAAACCCCUCUGAGAUGAGCUGAGGUUGGAAACAAUGAUCACUGUUUCCUCCACUCUGAGGAGGAGUGGGACCACCUGGCUUUUUAUACAACAUAUUUUCCCAACAUGUUUGUUAUACUCAAACAGAAACCUGUAAAUAACCGAAUCAUAAUAGAUCAGAAAUGUUAAAGCAAACCUUUAAUUUUUAUUUAUUUAACCAGGAAACAUCCCAUUGAGAUGAAGAAACUCAGCAAACACAAAAUACAGUUAGAUAUUUACAUUAACUUAAUUAUUUACAUUAAGUACAUAUACAUAUAUUGUGUUCAUAAAAAGACAGUUUCGUAGUCUUGAUCUCAGUUAAAGGGUCGCAGUCCUCUGUGGAGUCAAAACAUGAGGUUUGAAAUCAGGUCUUAUAGCACCACCUUCUGGCUGACAGCGCUCAGACUCACUCGUCUCUGUUCUUUUGUGUUCCUGCAGGCUCUGCAAACAUCAACGACAGGAGCAUGCUGGGAAAACGAGACAGCGAGGUAGCGGUGAUCGUGGAGGACUCGGAGACGGUGACGGCUGUGAUGGAUGGUCAGGAGUACCAGGCGGGGAAAUACGCCCUGCAGCUACGCCUCGAGUGCUUCAAGUAAACACACAUCGUGCAUCUCCCAUCUGUUUUUUCUCGAGUUUAUCCUCUAAUUUACUGACUUUUCACGCCUCAUUUCAGGAGAACACAGUUUAUAGACAUUAUAACUUCAUAAAGAAUGAUUACACUUUCAGUUCUUCUUUGUUUGCCAAACAUCUCCUCUCGCAAUUUCCUGCAGAGUUCCUCUUUCAGGAACUUUUACUCUUUCUUAACUUCUCUUUCUCUCUCUCUCUCUCUUUCAGGACCAUCCUCGGCGGUCACACCGAUCCCUCCAUCGACGUGUCCGAUCCCAUCAGCGAUCACUUCUACAAGGAGGUGUGGAUGGCUACCUGCGCUCGCAACGCCACCAUUUACCAGAAGGUCAGUCUGAGGGUUCGUCUGAGCUUUGUAUUCGUCUCAUCUCAUUACGCUCAAAACCCUGUAUGAAGGUUUUUUCUUAUUAAACCUUCAGUGAGAUUAAAAAGGCUGUUUUCAAAAGGAGAUUUGGCUGUGCUGCCGAGCUGCAUGAAUAAAAGAACAGCACUAUUACAGAAAUGAUGUCGAAGCAUGAAUAAGUCCCAUUUAAAGAGAGAGGUCUGUGAGUCAGCUGCACAGUCAGCUCUGUUUAAUACGCCGACAUGAUAAGAAGUCUGAGUCACGCUUUUGUUUCAGAGUUAAAAGCUUUAAAACAGAUUAAUUCUGUCGUUUUCAAGUCCUGCAGUGUUUAAAAUAGAAGGGAUGUCCCUGUCAGGGUAUUUGGCUCCUGAUUCAAAGUGUCUGCAGAUCCGGUGUCCUGGUUUACAUGCUCUGGGGUACGAGACCCGUGGGACUGGUGUGAGUGCAAAACUGCACACUUCAAAAUAAAGGCGGAGGAAUCAGUCCAGCGAGGCUCGAACCUCAGAGCUCCAGAAAUGAUCAUAAAUGUUCUUCCUUGAGCUGCGUCACCCCGCUGUAGUCCCUAAUGGACUGGCCUGAGGUCUCGCAGCAUGGAAGAGAGUAGGUGAGUUGUGUUUAGUCUCUUUGCUCAAGAAAUUAGUCAAAGUUAAAAAGAUAUUUGGUGGCUAACUAGAGAAGCAGGCGGUUGGAAACAUUCAUCUCUGGAGGGGGUGUCUAACUCGGUGUUACGGUGUUUGACCCUAAAUUAGUUUUACGCUGGAAUAUCCCUUUAAAGCUCCAUGCGUGGUUUUACAUUCUUCUGUUAUUUUUUCAGCGACGGAGACAAACCUGAAAAAAAAAGAAAUCCUCACAGAGAAAAAUCUGCUCUGAGUUGACGAUCAUCUCUCUUUCUCACUGCUCUCUUUUUUUCCUCAGGUGUUCCGUUGUUUGCCGUCCAGCGAUGUCCGUAACAUAUUUGAGUUGGAGGGCUUCCGCGCCAAGCCGGGUCUCGACAAAGAGGACCCGAGUCGGGCUCAGGAGGAGCUGAAGAAGAUCCGCGGCUUCCUGGUCCAGUUUCCUCUCCAGUUCCUGAGUGAACAGAAUCUGCUUCCUCCCAUUGGAUCCAAGGAGGCCAUGGUGCCCAUGGAGGUCUGGACCUGAGGCAGACAGACUCACCUGUGGUUUUAUGUGUUCACCCAUGGUCCUUCAGACCCUCUCUGGUCCUGUUUUGGAGGUCCUUCUGGUUCAAAAAACAGCUGCUGGGUUUUUAAAAAUCACAUUUAAAGGAAAAUGAAUCACAGAGUUCUGAAAGUGUUUUUGAGGGUCCAUAAAUCAGUGAAGACUGCUCUCUGAUCGUAUCUACCUGCAGCAGGUAGUCACAUGUUUGCACAGUUAAGUUAGUUAAGGGUGUGUUUCACCCUGAGUGCAGCCUCACAGGCAUGUUUUCCUCGAGCUCUGUCUCACUCAUUGACUGUACAAAAUCUGAAAAUAACUUGAGGAGGCACAACAAAGCCCAAAGUUAGCUUUUCUCACUCUUCAUCUCACUUUACAUCAAUUCAGAAAGAGGUGGGACUUAAUCCUCACUUUACCCGCCCACUUGUCAAUCAAGUGGCGGCAGUAGCUCAGGAGGUAGAGCGGUCGUCCAAUGACCGGAAGGUUGGCGGUUCGAUUCCCCCCUAAUCCAAGUCUGUCCGUUGUGUCCUUGGGCAAGACACUUAACCCACCUCCCUCCCAGUGUGUGUCCUCCACUGGUGUAUGAUUGUGAGUGUUGUGUGGUGGUGGUCGGAGAGGCCGUAGGCGCAGAAUGGCAGCCACGUCUCCACCACCACCAAAGUGUGACUGUGUGAGCGAAUGAAUGAAGUAUCCAAUGUAAAGCGCUUUGAGGGUCUCUGAUAAAGCGCUAUAUGAAAUCUGAUGCAUUAUUAUUAAUCAUAUUGGCCACACCCAUUGCAUGCACAAAAUCUGUUCUAAACAGCAGAAAAGAUACGAAAAAAGAAAAGAGAAUAAUUUAUGAAACUUAGUUGAAUGACAGAAUAGAUAUGGCGCCUGUUUAUUGAGUCAGCUCCAGGACUGCAGGAGUUCACAAUCUCGGGCCUGUUUGGUCCAGUGCAAAAAUGAUAGUUUGAUGUUUAUGCAUCAGGUACGAAAUUAACUUUUUGAUUCACAGACCAAGUUGGCAGAUUCAUGAGAAAAGUCAAAGGCUGAGCAUAUUUAUUACUGGUGAAAACACUAAACAUGGUUUUUGUGUAACACAUUUGUUGCAGAAUAUUUCAUCAAGACAACAACAAUUUGGACAAAAGAGAGGAGGCUAAAUUAAAAAAUUUAGCACUUUUUUGAUACCAAAUGCUGCCCAAUCUCACAUCCUUGAUCCCUCCCAAAAAAAACAGUUGCAGCGGGGCCGUUAGUGUUGAUGAAUAGUUUCUACAGGUGGUAACUUUGGACCCUGCUCAUGCAUUUUAGUGUCAGGUUUUUGUUUUAUGAUUGUGCCGUCUCAAAAACAAACAGAAGACAAGAAAAAAAAGUAUAUUCUCAAAAAACAGGUGCACAAUUUUCCCUCAAAGGUGAAGUUAUAUGCCUGUAAGACUAUACCCAGGGUGGAGAACACAAGGAAACACACAGUCCACUGUCCACUGCCUUAUUUUGGCAGCACAGCAGCCUGAAGGACUUUCAAAACAGUGUUAGGUGUGUUCAUGAAGAAGCGUCUGUACCAGCAGUGCCACUGAACACACGUUAAAAACAGCUCACUCAGAGAGGAGUCGUUGGACGGACAUAGCAACUCUUAGAAAUUGAUUUAUUAUAUUCACAUUAUAGUUUUAAACGGAUAAAACAACACAUACAGAGACAUGUACACGCUCACAUGGAGAGAGAGAGAGAGACCAGCAGACGAGCGUUGAACUCCACGGUGCCUGAACAAUCCGGGCCUCAUGUUUACAAGACGACUAAAAAAAACGUCUCGCUUCUUCAUUCUCUUCAUAACACUAUGCAACGUCCAAGGCUGGCGAACGCAGCUCGGACUCUUCUCUGUGGGAGAGGAGGCUUUGAAAGACACUAAAGGACACUUGAAUAAAGGGGACAAAGAGGAGGAGGAGAGGAUGAAGAGCUGGACGGAGCUGACGGCCAUUUUUUAACACAUGUUUAUCGUAUAUAUCUGAACUCUUGAUUUUAAUAUUUAUGUCAAACAUGAAAUCACAAGUGCCAAAAACGACGAUGUUAACCAGAACACACAUCCAUUUACAUUCCUCAUCCUGUGGAGUCCAUGUGAAACCUUAAGUGACCUGUUUUUACGCUCUGAUGUGGUCUUUGUAGUUCUUAUGAUGGUGCUUUAUUCUGCUGUCAUUUCCUGGAAAAGUUUAUCGGAAAGAAAUCAAGAAGAGAUUCUGAGAAAGAAAUUAGAUUAAAUAUUAGAGGAAGAUCAAAUAUUAGAGAUUUUAUCCUCCACGCUGAAAGUGAGCACAUGUUUUUCUUUCCAUCAAACUUCCAAGAAAUUACAAAUUUGAAUACAAUGCUGCCAUUCUUUUAUGAACUACAUUACCCAGAGAUCCAUGCAUGGUGAACUUCAUGAUGAUGCUGCUUUUCAUAUAAUGUCAGAGAGUAGAAAUUCACAAGCAAGACUUAAAAUGUUCAUGUAAUGUUCCAGAAAGUAGUAAACAGACCCUCAAAUCAUCAUUUCAUAGUUCAAACUGAUGAGUUCAGGAAAAACAAUCUGGGUAACGGCAGCAAAAUCCAAACAAACCCUCCUGAAGCAGCACUGGUCCUGGUUUCCUCAUUACAAAACAUGCAGGAAAGAGACCUCAGGCUGGAGUUGAACCCGGGCCAUAUCCUCCAUGUCUGGGAUUCUAGUUUAGACCACUAGUCCACGUAUCUUAAUCUGAAAAGACGAAUUUUGAAUUGAAGGGUUUAUGUCUUGGUCGUUUGACAGAUUAGUUGCAUCAUCUUUAAGUUAGAUCUUGUCGUUGCUUCUGGAUUUCCAUUUUCCCCGACACGUAUUGAACGCAGCAUCGUUCCUCCUCGGUGUCUUCCUCUUUGGUCUGUGAAACGACGUGCAUGAUAAUGUUUUGUGCGAUGUAUUUGACCUUGAAUUGAUCCGCGCAGCAUGACAGCAGCUCCUUGCCAUGAAACAUGUACAGAUAAAGCAUGGAUCCUGUGAACUGAAGAGUUGCCUUUAAAAGCCAUGAACAUUACUGAUGCUAAACUAUGUGCCUGUCUUGAAGCUAGAAACCUCUCUACUCUUAUUAUUUAAGGAAAUGGGCUCUUUAACGUGCUGUUUUUAUUUAAUCCUCUUCUCUACCUCUCUGUGUUUCUACCUCCUGCUCCAGUCCAUGCUUUUAAUCUAUGCGAUUAGCUUUGAUCGGUAAAAAUUGGAGGUAUUUUCAGCUACCCCAAACAUUAACCAAGAAGUCAUCUUCUGAUAAGACAGACAGACUCUGGUGUGCAAUAACAGGCUGCUGAAAUCUGAAUCUAUCAAAACAAGACUGGGAUGACUUCAUCUUUGCAUCAAUCCGCCAAAAAAAAAAAAAAAAGGAGAUUUUGGAUGAGAUUGGUUUGGAGAUAUUUUUGUGCAUCCUAAAUAAUACAAUUCAACCAAAAAUACAGCAAAAAGCAUCAUGAUUGGAGGGUUUAAUAAUCACAGUUUAAAAAUAUUCUGCUCACAGAUAUGAUGGGGUGAGAACAGGCCUCUGAAGCGUGGUUUGUGACCGUGUUUUCUUCCAUCCUGGGCUGCAGAGGUUGAGAAACACCGACCUGUCCUGAUCUUUUUUUUCUGUCUCUGUAUAAAAAUGCACUAUUUGCACAGACUGUUAUUUUCUCAUGGCGACCUCGUAAAUGAUCUGCAGUAACACGUCAUGUGAUGCUUCUCUGUGAAAUGAUGGAAUGAAUAAAUAAUGUAUCGGUAAGUCGUUUAUUUGGGGGUGGGGAGUCUGUCUUCAGUCUGUUUCUCAUUUUUCUCUUAGCUAAAACUAUAAAACUGGACCUUUAGGCUGCAGUGUCAAACAUGCAGAUUACCACAGACAUACAUUACAGUUUACUCACUUUUGGGGAAGUUUGAUGCAGUUACUCAGGGCGUGUUUGGGGUCAAGGUCUCUUGGUGACUCUUUUGUGUAGAUCUGAGUGUCAUCUCUGUAGUUUACAGCAAAAAAGGAAUUUCAGGAAAGGAAAACAGCCUUGUAUUUAAGGAAAUAAGUCUCAUAUUUUGUACAAAAAGAAUAUUAAUCUCGUCAAGCAUGUUUGGCAUUAGAAAAAGGAUCUAAUUUUAAGCGAAAAUGGCGAACUUUGUCUUGACAAGAUACUCCAGAUAAUUCUGAGAUGGAAUGUACCAACAACAAGAUUAUUCGUCUCAUUUUGAGAGUAAGACAUAUGUACAACUUCUCAGUUUGAGAACGCCAUGAAACAAGAACAGUUGAUUUUUUUUAGAUUUCCAUUGCAGGUCAUCUGAACCUGAGAGAAUCUGCUGCCUCACACAUUAUCUGACAUAUAAAGAUGUCAGUAGGCUAGUCUGUACAACACACAACAUAAAACAAUGACCAGAUGAAAACUGCAAAAUUUGAAAAGAACAAAGAACAUGCUUGCUUUCCACGUGCUUACUUGUGGAAUAAAAUACAUAUAUCUAAUGAGAAUGUUUUGGUAUCUUGAUUUAAGACAACAGCACUUAUUUUAAUAAAUUAUGUCUUAUCUGAA
Messenger RNA from Xyrichtys novacula (pearly razorfish), 39203 nucleotides. Lineage: Eukaryota; Metazoa; Chordata; Actinopteri; Labriformes; Labridae. The record is from the annotation of a GenBank genome assembly.